Molecule: messenger RNA, 1075 nt
Organism: Lotus japonicus
Lineage: Eukaryota; Viridiplantae; Streptophyta; Magnoliopsida; Fabales; Fabaceae
Product: 20 kDa chaperonin, chloroplastic-like
Exons: 6
Coding region: 150-908 (252 amino acids)
Biological process (GO): positive regulation of superoxide dismutase activity
Cellular component (GO): mitochondrial matrix; chloroplast
Molecular function (GO): ATP binding; protein folding chaperone; protein-folding chaperone binding
Source: RefSeq, a predicted model, not a curated record
GACAAGUUCAAGCACUAGUUAGUUCUAGAAGGAUCCAUUAUCACAUAAAACACUGAAUCUAAGGUUUUAGGGUUUUGUCUGUCUUCGCUGUUUCAACUUUGAAUCCAAUCUCUCUACCUACUUGGUCUUCUGAGUGUAAAUCCCAAUCAAUGGCCACCACUCAGCUCACAGCAUCAUCGAUUUCCACGAGGAAUGUUGCAUCAUUCGAAGGGCUUCGACCAAUUCAGUUCCCUUGUGCUGGACUUGUCAGAAUCGCCAACCCCACACGGAGGUCGUUCCGGGGUUUGCUUGUUAAGGCUGCCACUGUUGUUGCCCCCAAGUUCACUGCUAUUAAGCCUCUGGGUGACAGGGUACUGGUAAAAAUUAAGGAAUCAGAAGAGAAGUCUCAAGGUGGUAUUUUGCUUCCCACAACUGCUCAAACUAAACCUCAAGGGGGUGAGGUGGUUGCUGUCGGAGAAGGAAAGACAAUUGGGAAGAGCCAAGUGGAAAUUAGUGUGACGACAGGUGCACAAGUUGUGUAUUCAAAGUAUGCAGGUACUGAGGUGGAAUUCAAUGGUACAAAGCAUCUUAUUUUGAAGGAUGAUGACAUUGUUGGCAUCCUUGAAACUGAAGACAUCAAGGAUCUUAAACCAUUGAAUGAUAGAGUUCUCAUAAAGGUUGCAGUAGCUGAAGAAAAAACUGCAGGCGGUUUGUUACUUACAGAGGCAACCAAGGAGAAACCUUCCAUCGGAACAGUGAUAGCAGUUGGUCCUGGACCUCUUGGCGAGGAAGGCAAGAGAAAACCUCUGGCCAUUGCUCCUGGAAACACAGUUUUGUACUCCAAAUAUGCAGGGAAUGACUUUAAGGGCAAAGAUGGUUCUGAUUACAUUACCUUGAGAAGCUCAGAUGUGAUGGCUAUUCUCUCCUAGGAACUGCUUGUAUGGGUUUUGUAACUUAAAAUUUUUACGUUUGUCUAGAGGAGAGUGGAUUUUUCAUUGUAAUGACAAUUGAAAUAUAGUUCAUCUCAAUCAUUCAUAAGACAAUCUCCAUUACCUAUGGACUUGGUAAACCAUUAGUGUUUUAUUGAGUUCUGCUA